AUCAUUCGCAUCCGAGAGUAUUUUAACUUCAAAGCUAGCAUCCUAUUUACAGCUCUCUUCUCUCAACUUGCUCUUUCCAAUUAUCAACAUAUAAAGCAUGGGUUUCCGUUUACCUAGUUUGAGAAAGGCGUCCCUUCCAGCAAUCCAAGCAUCUUCAAAAUCUGUCGACGUGCCCAAGGGUUACCUUGCUGUCUAUGUUGGAGAUAAAAUGAAGCGAUUUAUGAUCCCUGUAUCACACUUGAACCAACCUGCAUUUCAAGAACUGUUGAGUCAAACUGAGGAAGAAUUUGGGUAUGAACAUCCAAUGGGUGGUCUCACAAUUCCUUGCAGAGAAGAUGCUUUCUUGGAUAUCACUUCUCGCUUGAUGAGGUGCUAAUCCAUGAAGAUCAGACUGACAUUAAUGUAUAGACAUAAUUUUUGUAGUAUAGUUUCUUACCUUGAAAAUAUUGUUUAUCCAUUUUUGUUAUAUUAAUUUGGAUAGUAAAAAGAAUGUUACAAGAAAUUUCGAACAUGUUGAGUUUUAUUUUCUUCA
Molecule: messenger RNA, 532 nt
Organism: Vigna angularis (adzuki bean)
Lineage: Eukaryota; Viridiplantae; Streptophyta; Magnoliopsida; Fabales; Fabaceae
Product: auxin-induced protein X10A
Exons: 1
Coding region: 98-376 (92 amino acids)
Biological process (GO): response to auxin
Source: RefSeq, a predicted model, not a curated record